This is a messenger RNA of Cetraspora pellucida, 190 nucleotides long. The record is from the annotation of a GenBank genome assembly. NCBI's taxonomy places the organism in Eukaryota, Fungi, Glomeromycota, Glomeromycetes, Diversisporales, Gigasporaceae.
UGUUGUGGCAUCUCUACUACUCAGAAUGGAUCUGAAAAAGAUGUAAUGUUUAAUUACAAUUGGGUAGAGAAUCCAGAAGCUCAAAGCAAAAAAGUUGACUAUGUAUAUGUUAAUACAGAUAGUGAAAGUGAUAACGAAAGUGUUAGUGAAGAUGAGAAUGAUAACAGAAGUAAAAAUGAUGAUGCAACUA